AUGUGGACUUUAAAGCGCCUCAGCCGAGGUCAUGCAGACAGCCCUGUGGAUUUGCCAGAACCUCCAGUUCCCCCCCAUCGGACUCUGGUUCUGAGUAUACCUUCACCUUCGAGAGCACCUGAGUCUGCAGCACGACCAUCAGAAGCACAGGAACCGUCGCCAGCACCUCCGACACCAGUCCCUUCAUCAGCGUUGCCAGAAACGGCGGCUCCAACAUCGGUGGCAACCGGAGCAGCUAAGAUUUCUCCCCCAGCUCUGCCUGCCUUCGCUUUUUCACCCUCACCAACAGCUGAAACUGCAGCAGAGUCUUUGCCUGUCUCUGUGUCUCCCAUCUCUUCGGGAGAGCCGCUUUCCGCCGUUCCCGAGAAGAUCUCUGCGGCGGCAUGGGAAGCAGAAGGGGGCAAGAAGGGGCCUUUGAGUCUCGCUGAGCGGAUGCGUCAGCACUUUCAUUCGCAGCAGUUGUUCCGGAACGAAGAAGAUGUGGAAAGCAACACCGGUGUAGAUCACUUGCCUCGUGCUACUCUCGACAAAUUGCGGGAAGAGGCGCAGGCACAGAUCCCAAGCCCAGAAACAAGGCCGCAGGUGGCUUGCCGUUCCAACUGCUCGAUGCAUGGUGAGACGCGCUUUGGGGAGAGGCAAACAGCUGCAUGA
Cyclospora cayetanensis is the source of this 651-nucleotide messenger RNA. Its product is annotated as vegetative cell wall protein gp1. The coding region runs from base 1 to 651 and encodes 216 amino acids. The record is from RefSeq and is a predicted model, not a curated record. The transcript is spliced from 4 exons. Lineage: Eukaryota; Apicomplexa; Conoidasida; Eucoccidiorida; Eimeriidae.